This is a messenger RNA of Cryptococcus amylolentus CBS 6039, 858 nucleotides long. RefSeq lists its product as hypothetical. The record is from RefSeq and is a predicted model, not a curated record. Gene Ontology annotation, cellular component: nucleus; cytoplasm. The coding region runs from base 1 to 858 and encodes 285 amino acids. NCBI's taxonomy places the organism in Eukaryota, Fungi, Basidiomycota, Tremellomycetes, Tremellales, Cryptococcaceae. The transcript is spliced from 6 exons.
AUGCCCAUCCUAAACCCCAUGAUGGAAGCCCGUCAGACGACCGGCUGGCAGGUCUCCCGCACACCUCAUGAUAUGCCUCGAGCUUGGUACGAUGGUGGAUCAGACUGGCACGGUGAUGGAGGCAGGUUCUCCCAAGUUGGCUGGUUUGGCGAGGGGUUGAACUAUGUGCGCGACUUCAUGAUCGCAAACGGCCCUUUCGAUGGCUUCUUUGCGUUCUCUUCAGGUGCUGUGCUAGCAUCGAUCAUUGUUGGUAUGCUUGAGAAGGGUGAUGGUAAUUCGGACUUUUUGCCACACCCCUCUCUUCAGCCUCUCGACUUUUUCAUAUGCAUCUCCGGCUUCUUCCCCUCUGGCAGGCACGCCCCUCAUCCCAAAUACACCUAUCUCUAUCCCCUCACGCCCAGCACUGCCACACUCCACGUGAUUGGCAGGUUUGACACUCUGCUGUCUUCGGAGGAAUGUUUGUAUCUCGCUGGGCUCUGUCCCAAUCGUAGAGUCGAGUACCACAACGGAGCCUGGAUGUCGUCUUUCCUCCCUGGCGGCUCCAAAGGCCAAUAUAUACCUCCCGUCAACUCCUUCUCGCCAGCCUUCAUUGCCAAGUCCCAGCUCCAAGAGUCCAUUCCUGAUCCUAUCCCUUCCAUCAAAUCUCAAACUGUCGACCCGAAUGUUUCCAGAGAGAGAGAAGACGAGACCAUUGAGAAGAAACUUGAAGAGCCUCUUCGCGUGAUCAUCCCGGCAGUCAAGCCUCCGCCUUGGACGAGUACAGAUGUUCCCGUCAGACUUGUCAUGGCACCCCGGGCGGCGAAGGAAAGGGUGGCCACCGUUACUGUGUAUGGAGGCAUGGGUGGGGUCCGGAGUUGA